AAUUUAGUUGAUAUUUGAUCCUUGUUCUUCUCUAAUCGGAAAGGAGCUUUGGACGACUUUCUUCUCAAUCUCGCCGAGCAUGUCUUCGAAGAAACUGAAAUCUGCCAACGACGCGAGUAGCAGCCGCGACGGCUUAGGCGGAGGAGAAAGCGUGAUCGCUGAUCAUGGCCGCCGGAGAAGCACUUGCGGCUAUUGUAAAUCCCCAGCUCGCUCCAGUAUCUCUCACGGUUUAUCAGCAGAGACUCUUACCGUUAGUGACUACCAAGCCCUUAUCGACCGAGGGUGGAGACGAUCUGGUUGCUAUCUUUACAAGCAUGAAAUGGAUAAAACGUGCUGCCCGUCUUAUACGAUUCGCUUGAAAGCAAGUGAUUUUGCUCCUUCUAAAGAGCAGCAGCGAGUGUCCAGAAGACUAGAAAGGUUCUUGGAUGGCAAGCUAGAUGUGCAGCCCAGGGAACAAGGAGAACAUACAGGUGCUUCUUCCCCACUGGGAACUGCUAGAAGUGAAGAAAAUAAUAACAUUGAACCAGUUAUGGAUGAUUUGUCUAAAAUGAUUGAUCAGGCUGUGCAAGUAUGCAUACAGAGUGGUGAAUUCCCUUCUAAUAUGCCGAUACCCAAAGCUUCGGUGAAGAAAGUUUUCUGUGAUAAAAAGAAGAAACUAGCUAAAGGUCCUGAACAACUCUUAUAUACAAGCAGCGUUGCAUUUCCAAUAGCAGCUGCAAUAAAACGCACACAUACAUCUGAGAAAGCGGAGAUAAACGGAAACAAAUUAUCACCUGAAACCAUCUCUGAGAUGUUAUUAAGUGCAAUGAGCAAGGUGAGGGAAACUCCUGGCGUAUCUAUUAAGGUCUCUAAAGGCCAUAUCAAUUUUCUUUCAGCUUCCCAAGAUUCUUUCUCUGAAAAGCAUGUUACAACUCCUAAUGAAACCCUUUGCGCUAAGAAGGAUUCAGAAAACCACAAGGCAAGAAAGCUAAAGCUGGAGAUGCGUUUGAAAAAGUCUAGUUUCGACCGCGAAGAGCACGAGUUAUACAAACGUUACCAGCUGAAAGUGCACAACGACAACCCAAGCCACGUAGUAGAGAGUUCGUACAGAAGGUUUUUGGUAGACUCUCCUCUGAUAUAUGUUCAACCUUCAGGCGACGACGAGAAGGUUCCUCCUUGCGGCUUCGGCUCUUUCCACCAGCAGUACAGAGUCGACGGCCGUCUAGUCGCUGUUGGCGUUGUAGAUAUUCUGCCUAAAUGUUUGUCGAGCGUGUACUUAUUCUGGGAUCCAGACUAUGCGUUCUUGUCUCUCGGGAAGUAUUCUGCAAUACAAGAGAUUAACUGGGUGAGAGAGAACCAAGUUCACUGCCAGAGUCUUGAGUAUUACUAUCUUGGCUAUUAUAUACAUUCUUGUAGCAAGAUGAGAUAUAAAGCAGCUUAUCGUCCCUCCGAGCUUCUCUGUCCUCUCCGUUUCCAGUGGGUUCCGUUUGAAGUAGCGAGGCCAUUGCUUGAUAAAAAGCCAUAUGUCAUCUUGUCUGAUAUCACGGAAUCACAAAACCAAUGUUCUUCUUCACUACCUCAUGGUUCCGAACCGAGGACAAAUGAACAUGAAGAGAUGGAACAAGGGGAGACGAAUGACCAUUUUAUGGGCGGCAGUGAUGAUGAUGAUGAUGAUGAUGAAGAAAUGGAUGAAAGUGAAUCAGAAGACACUCACAUUGAGUCUGAUAUAGACAACAUCAUUGUCGGUCUUUAUGGAUCGCAAUAUAGAUACAAGGAUCUACGGAAAAUGCUGACUCCUGUGGGCCGGAAGCAAUUGGAGCCGAUGUUACAGAGCUACCGUAAGGUUGUGGGAGACGAGCUUUCAGAGAGGAUGGUGUAUGAGCUCAGGUAAAGGCUUAAUAUCAAACUCCAUUGAGCUCAUUAAUUAUCACAAAUACUAAAUAAAUUGUUUGUAUUAAUUUCGAACUGAGAGUUUGUCAUGUUUCAGUUUGUUGUCUGCAUGAGAAUUCUUGUGUACACUGUUGUCUCUUCAAGCUAUUACAGCUGUUUGCUAUG
Raphanus sativus (radish) is the source of this 2034-nucleotide messenger RNA. Its product is annotated as arginyl-tRNA--protein transferase 1. Gene Ontology annotation, molecular function: arginyl-tRNA--protein transferase activity. The coding region runs from base 80 to 1870 and encodes 596 amino acids. The transcript is spliced from 6 exons. Gene Ontology annotation, biological process: protein arginylation. The record is from RefSeq and is a predicted model, not a curated record. Lineage: Eukaryota; Viridiplantae; Streptophyta; Magnoliopsida; Brassicales; Brassicaceae. Gene Ontology annotation, cellular component: cytoplasm.